Molecule: messenger RNA, 3071 nt
Organism: Eurytemora carolleeae
Lineage: Eukaryota; Metazoa; Arthropoda; Copepoda; Calanoida; Temoridae
Exons: 2
Coding region: 86-2173 (695 amino acids)
Source: RefSeq, a predicted model, not a curated record
GACCUCUCAUUAAUAUUUUCACUAUUUCAGAUCUUAACAUUGAGGCUAAGCUGGUGAACAGCUGGGUCGUUGUGUUCAAUUUAAAAUGGCCAGCUCAAAUGGGAAGCUGAAAGGAAAACCAUGGAGUGUCUGGGCAGAGGAAAUGAACCAGGGUUCUCCGUCCUCGGACUCCGAACCAGGUUCUUCAGCUCUCCCUCCGACAGAGGACGUUAUGAAACUACCCAGAGAAGAUAUGGCAACCUAUGGACAAUGUCCAAUUUGGGACAGAUUUAUUUUAGUCAUAUGUCACCGAUGUAGUAGAAAAGUUAAGGUCGAGGCACUAGAAGCUCACGUGACGCUAAGGCACGGGAGCAAAUCUGAAAGAAAUGCUUAUCACAAGAUUAAAGCUGCUCAGGCUGAGACAGCGUUAAGAGCUUGCCAAAUUAGUUCAACUCCGAUGAAUCGGAUGUUAAGCUUUGAUGAGAAGAAAACCUACAAUCCUCCGGAUAUAUUGGUCUCAGGAUCAUCUAGUUCCACUUCUCCGCUUCCUGUUUCAUAUCCGUCUACACCACCAAACCUAACCUUCAGAGUGUCUAGUCCUAGUCCAGUUCCUACUCCAACACCUCCUCUUUCCGCUACUCCAAGUAUACAACCGGCGGAUAGUGCAUCUGCUCCGGAAACCCGGAGUCCCACCCCUGAUCAUGGGACAACAGAAUUAUCAGGUGAAGCGGUGGAGCAUAUGGAUAUUGAUCUAUCUCAUGAUAUAGACAAUGAUGUGGAAAUGUUACCAGCACUUCCUAGUUCAAGUUCCUUACCGGAGAAAUCAGUUUCCAACCUCUCAUCCUCCAUGGCUCCGUCCACUAUUAUUAAUUAUGUUGGUGAGGAGGCGGAUAGUACAACUCAUAAUGUGAUAAGCAUACCUGACUCAGAUGAUAUACCUAACAUAGAGAUCGGUAUCAUAUCAGAGGGUCAAGUUAUGGACUCAAUAAAUAUUAAAUACAACGUGGCAAUUCUCAAAACAGAAACAUCCGUGGACUCGACAACUUCCAUACCAAAAAUAGGACUGCGUCCUGGUCCAAGCUUGCAAUCUUGUGCUCAACCUAAACCUGUAUCUCAUCUAGGAGUGGUAAGAUCUGAACCCAGAUCUCCGACUGUUAUGACCACUCCUACAGUCAGUACCCCUCCAAGGAUAUCCUCCCACCCUGCCCGACAGUUCCAAUUCCAGCACCAGGAUUCAAUGGAUAUAGACAAUUCUCCAACUCAAUAUAUAACGGUCUCGCCCCUCUCCAAGGGUAGUCCUAAAAAACCAAUAAUAAUAAAAUCUGGCGUAGAGAAGAAACUAACCGGAAGAGAACGUGAGUAUGAUCCGAAUAAACAUUGUGGAGUGUGGGAUGCCGACGCUAAACGAAACUGCACAAGAUCCCUAACCUGUAAAUCGCAUUCUGUUUACCUGAAACGAAAAGUUACAAACCGCUCUGCUCCUUUUGACGAGCUCCUCGCCGCUCAUAAGGCUGAGAAGGAAGCUGCUGCUAAAUUAAACGAAUCUUCGUCGGAGUCUGAACCAACAUCAAUCCUAGCCCGACGUCUCCAGCUGGCUCCAGGAACACCACAGAGACCGUGGGAGCUCUCGGAGCCCUUGAAACAGAGUUCGUUGCUCAAAUGUUCAGUUGCUAAACGGAACUAUUUCCCACAAACUCAACAAUUCAAAGAUAAUUACUGUGAUGAAAAUCUGCAUUAUACUACAGAUCACCCUAAGCCCUUGGCUGUGUGUACUUUUGGGGGUAAGCGGAUAGGAGGGUUGUUUAUUGCUGAUAGAUCUAAGUUCCUCACUAGAAAGGUUAUGAAGAUUGCUAUAUCCAACAGUGGAAUCCAGAGAAUCCAACCUCCCUUCAAGUCCGAUCAGGUUGGCGUAAAGAGGGUUGCAGGAUUGAUUUCUGCUCCUGUUACCUCUCGCCAGCAAUCUAUGCCAUAUAUAGUAAACUUGCAGGGUGGAGCAGGAGUAGGACGGGUUGGACUAUCAAGUUCUCCGAGGGUUGGAACUCUUCAGAUAGGGACGGGAGGAAUCCAAACCCAACAUUUUCUUGUUCAGGACGCGUUUAAGACGGAUAUUCAAGACUUUAAAGGUGGAAUAAAAUUUGAACUCGGACGAAACAUUCAUAUUCUUCCGUCUGCGGACUCCGGAGGAUCUGGAUAAAUCUUCCGAAAUAUUCCGUUUUUACAAUGUUAAAUAUGAAACGUAUAUACAAGCAGUGUCAGUCCCAACCAAUUACAUACAAUCUACAUUUAAUAUGUUCAUAUCAAACCUAUAAAGAAUUCAGGGUCUACUAGUAUUAUUCAACAUUUUGUUCAUGUUGUUUACUUUAAUUUGUAUUUUUUAUUAUUUAAUUUCCUAAUUUAUUAAUUAUACUGUUUAUGUGCCCUAUGGGCAGCAAGAAUGUGAUAACUUUAAAAAUUAAUAUUUUUCUCGCAAUUAAAACUCUGGUGACAUUGGGACAUAGGGGGGGUGUAUAAUUUCGUGAAUUUUUUGUUUAAUGUCUUGCGUAUUUAAAAAACACACUUAAAAAUACUUCCAGAAAUAAUGUACAAUUAAAAAAAUUUCAAUUAAUUGCCAUAAUUUAAUCUUUCCUUUAUUAACUUAAUGUUUUAUUCAUUCAGAAAAAUGUGACGGUUACCCCAUGUAUUAAAUAAUACAACUAAUAAUUUUACUGUUGAUUAAUCUGUAUCCUAUUCUUUAAAUACCAAACUAAUUUAAUCUGCCACAAACUAAAUUUUUUAAUCCCUAAUCUUUUCAACCUAAUGGUGUAAACCUUUGAUAUUUUAAACUUAAACUAUUUGAUCUAACAAUAUUUAUAGUUUGAAGAAUAUAUCAAGACUACGACAUUCGGUUGCAAAGAUAUAGGGUUAGAAAAUUAGAGUUUGUGUCAACGACUCAAUUCCUUUUAUUUAUCAUAAAUAUUUCAAAUCAUUUUAAUUCUUAUUUUCUUAAUUUCAGGAAAAUUGCAUUUAUUAUGUUAGUAUGUAAUUGUAACAAUGUAUUCAUUCAGUUUUUGAACCAAAUCAAUCCGCAGAACUAAUAAACUGUUGUCAGAUUA